CAACAUCGAGCGAUUCGAGGGACGGAAAAUCGAAAUCCGAAACGAACCGGAGAAGAUUGCCACGCGAAAAGAAAAAUUGGUGCUAAGACCCCGCUAAAAAAAAGAUCCAAACAGCGCCAUCGAAACCGCAAAAGAAAAGUGCACAAAACACAACGCAUAAAAAGAUAAUACAAAGUUCCUAUUUAAGUGCAGGCCACUUAACACCGUCGAAUUAAAUCGAGUCAAAUCAGGCGGAUCCAAGAUGCUCACCAGACAACCCGACUACACCAUCUCCGAGCUGGGCCAUCCCAUCCAUCAGUGGUCGGAUUCGACCGCGUGCGAGUCCCUCAAGAAGCUGGACUACACAAAGAUGCCCAGUUCUCCGCCAUCACCACAUCGCCUGCUGCCACUGAGGGAAACGUUGGACGAUUGUUUCAAGCGCUUGACGAUGAGGAGCAGAGAAGAUUUCGAAGAGGAUCCCGUAUACCAGCAGAAAUUGAGAAAGAAUCAGUGCAAUGAACAGCAGCGAAGGCGCAGCAAUCAAAAAUGUCGAGAUAAAGCCCAGUCCGGAGCAACAACGACGACGACGACGACGACAACGAUAGCGGCGAGCUGCGAUUUAAACAAUUUCUGAGAUUAAAAAGAAGGAGGAAGAAUACUUAUGGGGGAAGCAACCUAAGCGGACUGACUAAAAGUGCUAAAAUAAAACACCUUUUGCCUAGAUCAUUAAGUACAUUAAAUGUUAAGUAAAGAAAAAGCUAUAGCACUUAAUUUUCAUUUAAUUGCCAGCCACGCAGUUAGCAUACAAAAACAUAUUCGAAUGGAAUUUCAUCGGCCCAUUAAAGUGUAAACAAAUUGCGGAGAAGAGUAGUGAAUAGAACAGAACAGAACUAAACAGGCUGGCAGCCAAAAAUGGUGAGGAGACAUUGGGGCAACCUUGAUCAUGAGCACGUCGCUAUGGGGCCAACAAAUUAAUGCUCGAACGUGCUUUCUUUAAAUGGCUAAACGCGUGCGAUCGCAGCAGAUCUCUAUUCGCAGCGGAAGAAUCUGCGAUCUUCUAAUGGUUAUGGAAGUCCAUAGUGGCAGAUCUAGCAAAUCUAGACCUUAUCACUUGUGGAGAUACUGUGCUAAGCCAUACGAGUGAAAUCACUGCGAUAUAUUAGGUUGUAGUAUAAUAAGUUAAAAACUCUCUCUUAAUAAAGAAUAACAAACGCGUUCUCAGCUAAAUUCUACACAUAAAUUCUAUACACAAACAUAAAUAAAUUGAAAACCAC
This is a messenger RNA of Drosophila melanogaster (fruit fly), 1253 nucleotides long. RefSeq lists its product as uncharacterized. The coding region runs from base 242 to 613 and encodes 123 amino acids. NCBI's taxonomy places the organism in Eukaryota, Metazoa, Arthropoda, Insecta, Diptera, Drosophilidae. The transcript is spliced from 3 exons. The record is from RefSeq and is marked reviewed.